This is a messenger RNA of Scatophagus argus, 2632 nucleotides long. It is a transcript of the gene ncoa5, whose product is annotated as nuclear receptor coactivator 5. Gene Ontology annotation, molecular function: RNA binding. Lineage: Eukaryota; Metazoa; Chordata; Actinopteri; Scatophagidae. Gene Ontology annotation, biological process: regulation of signal transduction. The record is from RefSeq and is a predicted model, not a curated record. Bases 314 to 2215 code for a protein of 633 amino acids. Gene Ontology annotation, cellular component: nucleoplasm. The transcript has 12 exons.
UGUGUUGACGGAAGAAGAAGAGGAACUCGUAGCCAGUUGCCGUUGAAGAAGUAUAAGAGGAAGAGAAGGUAUUGUGAGAAGGUAGCUAAUGGCCUUUAGCUGUCCGUGUCUUCGAGAAAGCGUAAAGGCGGACACAUUUCACACUGAAGAGGCUAGCGGAUUUUGAGUUUUGAGGAUACAGAACCCAGGGCAUCCCGGUUCAAGUUAAGGAUCGUGGACAAGAAUUUAAAGACGCUUAUUAGUGAGCAAACCAAACUUUUCAAGCGUUUGAGACACACGAAGAAGGAAUCCAUUAAACCCUUGGGAUCAAGUUAUGUCUCGCCGAAGAAGCCGCAGCCCAUCACCAGGGCGUUAUUCACGCUCCUGCAGCAGUAAUGAUCCUAGAGAUUUGGAGAGAAGGAUUUUUGUUGGGAAUUUGCCGACCUCUGACAUGGAAAAGAAGGAUUUGGAAGACCUGUUCAACCCAUACGGGAAGAUAACUGGCGUAUCCAUGUUUCGUGGGUUUGGAUUUGUACAAUUUGAGCGCGUAGAGGAAGCCGAAGCUGCAAAGGCGGCCCAAAAGGGUCGAAUAUAUAAAGGUUAUAAAAUAGAUGUAAAUAUGGCAGUGGAGCGACGGCAAGCUAAACCUCAAUCCCAGCAGAGCCCUCCACGAAGGGCCCCGUAUAGCAGUUAUGGGGACAGCAAAGAGCCCCGGCCUCGGUCACGCUCACCCUUGUAUGGGCGUGAUGGCCGGGAGCCUCGAGACAGUCGAGAUGGACGUGAGUCUCGGGACAGCCGUGAUGGGAGGGACCCAGGUCGAGAGCCGAGGGCGGGUGGACACUCUCGUGACCCUGAUUACCGGUACCGUAGUACAGAGAGCAGAGACAAGGACCUCAGAGGUGACCCACGGGAUCCUGCAUACAGCAGAGAUGAGUAUGACAGAUACUAUCGCAGUGGUGCUGAAGAUUAUUACCGAAGGAAGGAUGAACCUUACCGGGACCCUUACAGAGAUCCCUGGAAUGGACGCCGUGAACCAGAGGAUGAUCGUGCUCGACCAGAGGAGCGUCGGCGUAAUGAAUUGUACCGACAAUACUAUGAAGAACUCCAGCGGCGCUAUGACAGUGACCGUCCUGUUGACUGUUCUGUUAUUGUCGUCAACAAGGCACAAAAUAGGGAGUAUGCUGAGACGGUUGGGCGGAAAGUCCGUGAUUUGGGUAUGGUGGUGGAUCUGAUCUUCCUCAACACAGAAGUCUCACUGACCCAGGCAUUGGAGGACGUAGGCCGAGCGCGCACUCCCUUUGCCAUCAUCAUUACCCAGCAGCACCAAGUUCACCGGUCCUGCACUGUCAACAUCUUGUUUGGCACACCACAAGAGCAUCGAAACAUGCCAAUGCAGGAUGCUAUGAUGCUGGUUGCCCACAACUAUGAUGCCUACAAAGUAGAAAACCGUGAAAAGGAGCGCGAGGAGAUCGCCAGAAAGGCUGCCAAGAUGGCAGACGAUGUGUUACUCAGGGAGCCAGACAGAGAGAGCCACCCAAUUUCUGUGCUCACUGCCAUCACACUGCUGUCUGAAAACAGGUUUGUAACCCCAGAAGAACUGGAUAGUCUCAUUGUGUACCUGAAGGACAAAAGAGCCCGACUGCUACGAAGUGCUGCAGACCCUCUUGCAGCUGGAGUCCACGUUCCAGCUCCUGCAGCAAGCCACCCUGACAUUCCACCUUCAGCUGCUGGACUCCCUCCUCCAUCCCAUUCUACUCACAUGCCCUCACAGUCCAGCCACCUCGGCCUAACAGCUGGUUCAGGCACCUCAGCUAAUCCCAACCAUCAGCAGGAGCUGCAGGCUAAAAUCCUCAGUCUGUUUAACAGUGGAACUGGGGUGUCGGCAGGUACUGGAGGGCCUUCCGUCCCCCAGUCACAGGCCUAUGGCUCCCUUGGCCCAUCCCCUUCACAGAACCCACCCCGCCAAGCCAUGCCUAGCUCUCUUCCAUCUGGAUCCCAGGGUUAUGUCCCUCAACAGAGCCGCAUGCCAGUUGCGUCAGGUGUUCAGAGAGCCCCCACUGCUUCAGGUAUCAAUUUUGACAACCCAAGUGUACAAAAAGCUCUGGACACCCUCAUUCAGAGUGGACCGUCUCUCAGCCCCCUGGUGAAUGCCGUUACCUCUCAACAACCACCUCCCAGGGCGGCACCUAGCAUGGGCCAGGUCACACCUAUGUCCAUGUAUCCUCAACAUUACUGAUGGGUUGUGGAAAAUUACCUUUUUCUCCUAACAUGAGGCCCACCUGUCUCUCCAACACAAAUAGACAACACAUCAGUCCUCUGUGCAGUAAAUUUACCGGCUGUGUAUAGGUAGACCGUAGGGAUGUUUUGUCUUAGUAUUGUGUUCAGUUAAUUCAAUUUGACAACUUGUCCAGGCUACCUAAAGGUCUGUAUUUUUACCUAUUAGCCAGAAGAUGAUUAUUCAGUCUUCUUACAUGUAAACUACGGUAUGUGGUGAAGUGUGUAAAGUGCACGAUAUUUUGGUUUAUGAUGGACUACUUGGUUCUUUUUCAGCCAUGAUCUGUUGUGUUUUAUAGUUUGUCUUUUUAAUUUGUAACAUUUCAAUUGUCAAAACAAGACAUAAUUAAAAACUCAAGACACAGUUGCUUUAAUAAAA